Molecule: messenger RNA, 1173 nt
Organism: Paramecium octaurelia
Lineage: Eukaryota; Ciliophora; Oligohymenophorea; Peniculida; Parameciidae
Source: the annotation of a GenBank genome assembly
AACAAAAUAUAGCAUGUCUGGUUAUGAAAUUAAUCUAUUCCAACCUAAGCCUGAGCAUCACUAUAUUUGUUUGGUUUGCAAUAAAAUUGUAAAGGACCCUCGAGAAUGCGGUUGGUGUGGUUAAAUGUACUGCAAUGAAUGUGUAGCCCAAAAGCCCAUUUGUCAAAGUUCUUGUUGUCCUAAAGGAGUACCUCAACAAUAUAACAAACUUUAAGGGGCAAUGCUUAAAGUUUAUAAGAAUUUGACAUUAACUUGCCCAAAUCUCAAAUGCAAAAAAUUAUUCACAAUUAUAGAUUUUGAGUAACAUCUAACAGAAUGUGCAAAAUAAAAAUGUCAAAAUUAUGAUGUAUGCAACAACUUUUUAACAUUGGAGAAAAAUAUGUAAUUCUAUAAAUAAAGUUUAGCUAAUAAUUAUAUUGCAGUGUUAUUUGUGAAUGUACUGUAUCAUUAUUUAAUAAUGCAGGAGCUUCCAGAAAAUAAUAUGAGAUUAUUAAACAGUACGUAUCUCAGUUACCUACUUCACCAUCUCAAAUUUAGAGUAGAUAAAAUUAAAUAAUUCAAUAACAAUCUGUAAUGGGUGAUGGAAGUAUUAUUUUUAAAUGGGACAAAAAUAAAUGUUUUGAUGGUUUAUUAUUAUCGAUGGGAGAUCUUUAUGUGUAAAUUAAAGAUGGCUAAUACAAUUUCAGAACAGCAUUGGGAGAUAUGGUAUUUUUUAUAUUUUAUGAAGCCAAUUGAAGGGGGGGUUCAUUAUUGGGAAAUUGAAGUAGAUAGCAAAACAGAUGCUGAAUUUAAAAUUGGUGUUUUUGUAGGAAAUAACGUAAAGUUGGAUGUUGCAUUUUGUGACAGUGUUUAAGGAUUUGCAUAUUAUGGAUAAGGAUCAUUAAGAAAUGGACAAGCUGUUGGGUAAUAGUAUGGAAAAAAAUUCAGAAAUGAAUGUGUUAUAGGUGUCUAUCUAAAUAUGAAUAAUGGUAAUUGAUAUCAUAAAUUGUUUAAGGAACUCUGGCCUUCUCAUUAAAUGCUGAUUAUUAGGGAAUUGCGUUUCGAUCAGAGUUGCUUAAAAAAGGGCCAAUCUAUCCUGCAGUAGCUAUGGUACAUGCAGGUGGUUGUAUAUUAAAAUCUGGAAUACCAAUACCUAAAUAUAUGGAAUAAUGAUAUUUAUUCAACUUCUUUUGC